UCUUUGCGCAUGUGUGAAAGCAGAGAGCUCGCGCCAAGCAUGAAAGUAGAACCGCACUAACUGUCUUUCAUUCCCAUGAAUUGAAUUCGGAGAGAUACAUCAGCCAAGGAGCUCCAUACAUGUUUAGUUAUGUUUCAAGUGUUGACCAGUUCUUGACAGCCAGUACGUGUUAGGUUGCUUUAGCUAGAGAGCCAGCCAACUGUUGUAGUUGGCUAAUCUGCUAACGUAGCCAGCUAGCAAACUGCGCGAGCCUGCUGAAAAACGAUGCCUCCACUGACUUUGAAAGGGAUAACUGUGGAUUUCCCUUUCACCCCAUACGAAUGUCAGAAGGAUUAUAUGAGCAAGGUGAUUGAGUGUCUACAAAACAAGGUAAAUGGUGUUCUGGAGAGUCCGACAGGCACGGGUAAAACCCUAUGCCUGCUGUGUGCCACCCUUGCCUGGAGGGACUACUUCAAAGACACCAUCUCUGCCAGGAAGAUAGCAGAGAAGAUGGGAGGAGCAGAGCUUUUCCCCAACACACCAUUGGCAUCGUGGGGGACUGCUGCAACAGAUGGAGACACAACAACUUAUUAUACUGAUAUUCCAAAGAUCAUCUAUGCAUCCAGGACACAUUCUCAGCUGACCCAGGUCAUUAAUGAGUUAAAGAACACUUCCUACAGGCCCAAGGUGUGCGUGUUAGGAUCCAGGGAGCAGCUUUGUAUUAACCCGGAGGUGAUGCGUCAGGAGAGCAACCACCUUAAGGUUCACAUGUGUAGGCAAAAGAUAUCCACCAGGUCGUGCGUCUUCUACAACAAUGUUGAAGAGAAGAGCAUGGAUAAAGACCUGGUGAACUCCAUUCUGGAUGUUGAAGAUCUGGUGAAAGCUGGCAACAAGCAAAGGGUCUGCCCAUACUACCUCUCACGCUCCUUGAAACAGCAGGCAGAAAUCAUAUUCAUGCCUUACAACUACCUCCUGGACCCAAAGAGUCGCAGGGCGCACAACAUUGAGUUGAAAGGGGCAGUGGUCAUUUUCGACGAAGCGCAUAACGUGGAGAAGAUGUGUGAGGAGUCCACAUCCUUUGACCUCACACCCUACGACCUGGCAUCAGCCAUCGAUGCUGUGGACAAGCUGCUAGCGGAGCAGGCCAGAGACGCCGGGAGAGGAGACGUCUCGGAGGACUUCAAUAUGGAAUCCAUAAACGGGGGUUUGAAAUUGGACAUAACCACCAUUGCUAAAAUAAAACAGAUACUUCUGGAUCUGGAGGCGGCCAUUGAUUCCUACGACGUGCCGGAGAAGGGGAUCACCAAACCUGGGAGCUUCAUCUACGAGUUGUUCCAGAAGGCUCACCUCACAUUCGACACAAAGACGCCCAUCUUUGAAGCCCUGGAGCAGAUCACUGGAUAUCUGGCUGGAAAACCAGGCAUAUUCAUGAACACAACUGGAUUACAGAAAUUGGCAGAUAUAAUUCAGCUGGUGUUCUGCGUUGAUACACAAGAGGGCAACAAAUGUGCAAACAUGCCGCCCAACAUGCAAUCCACCACCACUAAAUUUAAGGUCCAUAUCCAUAAAGACACCAGCCAUCAUAAGAAAAAACAAAAUACUGACGUGUGGUCUUCAUCUUCCUCCAAAAAACAAGGAAAUGUUCUGAGUUACUGGUGCUUCUCGCCUGGAUUCAGCAUGCAGGAGCUGGUGAGACAGGGCGUGCGCAGCAUCAUCCUUACCAGCGGUACACUCGCCCCUCUGUCCUCGUUCACGUCCGAAAUGCAAAUUCCCUUUCCAGUAUGCCUGGAGAACCCCCAUGUGAUUCAGCAUGAUCAGAUCUUUGUCAGCAUAAUCGACCGCGGUCCAGACAGCGUGCAGCUCAGUUCAGCGUUUGACCGCAGGUUUGUCCCUGAAAACAUGGCAUCUUUAGGGAACACUGUUGUGAAUCUGGGCCGCGUGGUCCCUCACGGUUUGCUGGUGUUCUUCCCCUCUUACCCCGUGAUGGACAAGACGCUGGAGUUCUGGAGGGCAAACGGGCAUGCCGACCGCAUUGAAAACAUAAAGCCCAUGUUUGUGGAGCCUAGGGGAAAGGGGACGUUCACGGAGAUAAUUGAUGGUUAUUAUGACAAAGUCAAUGACUCGAAUUCUAAAGGGGGCAGCUUCUUUGCGGUCUGUCGUGGAAAGGCCAGCGAGGGGCUGGAUUUUGCUGACACGUACGGCCGAGGGGUCAUCAUCACUGGCCUCCCGUUCCCGCCCCGCAUGGACCCCCGGGUCAUUCUGAAGAUGCAGUACCUGGACGAGAUGUGCAGGAAGAAGACCUCUGGGGUGCAGUACCUGUCAGGGCAGAACUGGUAUAGACAGCAGGCGUCCAGGGCGGUGAACCAAGCUAUCGGCAGAGUCAUUCGCCACCGUGAUGACUACGGGGCUAUCUUCUUGUGCGACCACAGGUUCAAAAGCACAGACGCACGUGCCCAGCUACCCUCGUGGGUGAGGCCCUACGUGCGCACUUACGACAACUUUGGGAAUGUGGUCCGUGACGUGGCCCAGUUCUUCAGAGUUGCACAGAAACUUAGGCCUCCUCCAGAGAAGAAGCCUGCAAAGGGGAGCUGUGGUGGGGCGGUACACUCGGCAGAUGCCCAGUAUGCCAGCGCCAGACCCUGCCACUCCCAGGGCUCCACCCAGAGAGGUUUCGCCCUGAAGGCAAAAAUACUGGACUCCCACGUGCCCAGUCUGAAAAGGCGACGGCUGAAUGAGCAUGUAGGCAGUGAGGGGAAUGGCAUGGCCAGGCUGUGCAUCGAGUACGAAACGGAGAUGGAGUCGAGCCGAAGGAGGCCGGCCGGCCUGCUGGACGCCCUGGAGCACAGCGACAGCCGCUAUGGAGAUGAAGACGAGGUCCUAGCGGGCGAGGAUAGGGCUAAUCGCUUAUCCACGCUGUCUCUUCAAUACGACAAGCGCGUGGAUGACGAAUUGCGUGGUGGAAAACGAAAAAUCAAAGUGGUCCAAGAACGGAAAAUCCCCCUGGCUCCUGAUGUGUCAGAAGAGGGCAAAGCGGGAAAAGCCAAGUCGUUCCUGGCAGAAAUGAAAAAGUCGCUGAGUCAGGUUAAUUUCCAGCGAAUCAUGGCGGCCCUGCAGACGUACAAACGGACGGAUGACCUUGAUGAACUGCUUGCCGAGGCAGCAGACCUCUUCACUGGGGACGCCAACACCCACAACCUGCUCCGAGGAUUCUACCAGUUCAUACGACCCCACCACAAAAAGAGAUUUGAUGAGAAAUGCAUGGAGCUGACUGGCCAGGGCUGUGGAUACAAACCCGAUCACUCACUAUCCAAGGAGGAGAAAGAAAUGCUGAUGCAAAACGGGGCCAAGUCAGGAAAGCUGACUGGUGUUGCUGUCACUUCUGACUCAAGCUCUUCCUGCAGUCAGCUCAACACCAGUCUGCUGCUUAAUAAAGGAGGCCAUCACCUUGGAAAUCACAGAUUGACUACAGAGGAGCAUUUGCCAAAGAAUCAAGUGCUUACAGUUGAUCCUAAAUGCAAAGACCAAGCACCAGUCCAAUCUGCUCAGAAGAGUCAAAUCUACGCCAGCUUCAUCGCAGAUGUGAAAAAAUCCAUUGGACUUGAGAAGUCCAACCAACUGUUCUCAGCUAUUCAGAGCUAUAAGAAGACAGACAACUAUGAAAGCCUGGUGGACACAGUAGUGAGUUUGUUAACUGAGAAAAACGAAGACUUUAACCUCCUUAGCACAUUUGCCCUGUUCAUCCGGCUUCACCAUAAGAAACAGUACAAAGAGAUGCUGGACGCCUUGAUAGGUGACUCCACAGGCUCAAGUGCUUCCUCUGGGAUUUCAGGCCAACUAACGCAAGUUUCAAUGCCUGGGAAAGCACAAAGCAAGAUCUCGUCUUUCUUUCCCAGCAGCCAAAGGAAAUGAAAGCUGUUGGAAGUGGAGCUUCCCUAAAAAGAAUCUUCCUACUCUGAUGCUGCUCGCUUUGGAGCCUUUUUAUUGUAUGGAAAUGAUGGCAAAAAGUGAGGGUUUUGUGGUGUUACUAUUGUAAACUAAUAUCAGUUGUAAUAAAUGUAUGCAGAUUAUGGUAAUAUUUUCCCAAUGUAUUUUAACUUUUUUUAUUAAACAAAUGUUUAAUGCGA
Molecule: messenger RNA, 4103 nt
Organism: Coregonus clupeaformis (lake whitefish)
Lineage: Eukaryota; Metazoa; Chordata; Actinopteri; Salmoniformes; Salmonidae
Gene: rtel1
Product: regulator of telomere elongation helicase 1
Exons: 33
Coding region: 265-3888 (1207 amino acids)
Biological process (GO): DNA repair; negative regulation of DNA recombination; telomeric loop disassembly
Cellular component (GO): nucleus
Molecular function (GO): ATP binding; DNA binding; DNA helicase activity
Source: RefSeq, a predicted model, not a curated record